Molecule: messenger RNA, 1689 nt
Organism: Oikopleura dioica
Lineage: Eukaryota; Metazoa; Chordata; Appendicularia; Copelata; Oikopleuridae
Source: the annotation of a GenBank genome assembly
AUGCAGAUUCCUUUUUCGUCAAAUAUUGUCGUGUUGAAUGUCAAGGACUGCUGCAAAUUCCGCGUAUUGGAUUUUGAAUCAGUCGUCAAUAAAUGCCAUUCUUUGGAGCAGUUCUCGUUAGACUUGAUAGAAGAUAUUUCAUGCCUUUCGGAAUAUAUAGACAAAAGUUCAACGCUUCGAGAAGGACUGAAGCGACCAUUAAAAUUUUUGAUGAUUCGAUGGAGAGCAACUCUUCCAGGGGGAAGCAAUGUAGAACGUAGUCGAGAGUUCUUGAGCAAAUUUGUCCGGUAUUCGGAGCUUGAGCUCUUUGUGUCUAUCAUAGCUAAACGAAAAUAUGAUAAUCCCUCGGCUGCGUGUCCCAGAGAACUUGGUGGAGAAAACCCUAUCGUUUACUGCACUCCGACGAAUAGCUACUGUUUACCUGGGUUAAAGCGUUUUGUCAUGAACAGCAGAGAGGAUCAAGAAGGCCAAAACUACAAUGACAUGAAAAUCAAGUCGCUUGUUCUUCACGAUCCUGUUUUAAAAGUGGAGGACUCGGAAUUCAUGUGUGUCCCUCGUGGCGACGGAACCGCUAGUAUCGGAGAACUGCCCUUUCCAAUAUAUAAAUCGCUGCAUCUCGACCACGAUAAAAUUCUCUACGAAUCAAUAAGUACCAUUGCGAUGCACUACCAAGAGCUGGAAGUUCUCUCUGUUUGCGACCUACUCCAUUGUAUUAACUUUCACGACUGGGAUUGCCUAGCUGAUCUUCCCAAUUUGACGAGCUUUUCACUACACGAGCACGUGAGAAACAAGAAUUGCGCAUGUGGAUCAAAGGUUGCGGCGUUCAAGGAUAUGUGGGAUGGUCUCAGUGAACUAUUAAAGAACCCGAAUAACAAGUUGAAGAAAAUCAGCUUGCCGAUGGUUCCCAUGUCUGCCGAAACAACGCAAAAAUGUCUCGAUAAUGGUGCUCGAUCUUUAAAAGAAUUAAGAAUAACUGGUGCUAUAAUUGAUCGGCCGAAAAGAGCCGCAGACGGCGCUAGAAAGUACAACUAUUACGUAUUUGAAGACCAAACUCCCUUUCUUUCAUUACAGAAGAUGACCAAUCUGACCCGUCUUGAGCUGCUAGAACUACCGACUGUAGAAACGUCUUGGAUUGGAGCUCUCAAGAAUUGCAAAUGUCUCAAACAAUUGUCCCUCUGUUGGGUUGGUAUUUAUGGCUUGUGGAACUGGAGAUCUGCGCUCGCGGACUUUUUGGAUGACCCACCGGCGCUAGAAGAUUUGAAACUGAAAAAUGAUUGCUUGAAAAUUACCGAGGAAAUGUUUCAGAAGUUCCCAAAAACAUUGCUGCGUCUAUUGAUUUCCUCAAAGAAGAGAUACGACCCUACUUACAUCAAUGAAAAACAAGUCAAUCAAGACGCUGUAAUGAACCCUGCGAAUCUUCUUCAAGUCUGUGAUAUCCUCCCGAAACUCCGACUGCUUCACAUAGAAUCUGGGACUUCUGAAUUCGCUGCUUUGAAAAUCAACAAAGCCGCAUUGGAAAAGAAAAUUGGCGAAAAAGAAAGACUGAUGCGCGUCAUUUUGCGAAAAGUAUUCGACGGGCCUGCAGAAGAUAAAUUGCCAGAAAGAGAUGAUAUUUUUGUUCAAGAUUUUCCUGAGCUUCGCCGUGAAUUACCCGAUAUUCUGCGAGCUUCAACGCCAUUUACGUUCUAG